Molecule: messenger RNA, 1323 nt
Organism: Chlorella variabilis
Lineage: Eukaryota; Viridiplantae; Chlorophyta; Trebouxiophyceae; Chlorellales; Chlorellaceae
Exons: 6
Coding region: 1-1323 (440 amino acids)
Cellular component (GO): centrosome
Source: RefSeq, a predicted model, not a curated record
AUGGCAGACCCAGCCGACGAAACUCACAGCCUCCUGGCCUACUACCAGCACCGCGUGUCCGCCGCCGAUGCGGAGCGCCAGGAGCUGCUGGAGCGGGUGGCGGCCUGCAGCGGGCCCACGCCAGCAGAGACAUACAAGCUGCAGGCGGAGAACCGCAAGCGCACCGACGAAGUGCGGGAGCUGCAAAAGGCGCUGAGCGAUGCCCACACCUACCUGUUUGAGGAGCGGGAGCGGCUGCUGGCGCUGCAGGCCGAAAACGACUCGCUGCGCCUGCAAGAGGUGGAGGACCGGGCGCGCAUCAAGCAGCUGCUCUCCCUGACCCGCCCCGUUGAGCACAAGGUGGUGUAUGGCAGCGAAAACGGCCCACACUCCAAUGCUGUCUUCCCACGCAGCAGCGGCGGCGCCAGCGGCGUCGGCAGCAGCGGCAGCAGCAGGAGCCCCCGGCGCGGCGCCAGGGCCGGCGGCGCUGGCGGCGGCAGCCGCGAGAGCGGCGUGCCGCCCGCCGGCGGCCCCGCGCCCGAGCGCAUCCUGCGGACAGUCUACCUGCCCACGGCCCAGGGGGAGGCGCUGGCGCUGCGGUGCGAGGCGCUGCAGGCGCAGCUGGCGGAGCAGAAGAGGUUUGCAGCCGAGCGGAUCGCGGCGCUGCAGGAGGAUCGGGCGAUCCGGGAGCGGGACGCCGCAGCGGCGGCCACCGCGCUGAGCGCCACCGCUGAGGAGCUGGCCGAGAAGCUGCGCGGCGCUGAGGAGGCGCUGCGGUGCACCACCCGGGACUACAUCCUGGCCCGCCAGCAGCGGGAUGUGGCGGAGGAGGCGGCGGCGGCGGCACGCGCGGCGUUACAGGCGCAGCUGGCGCAGCGCGCCGAGGAGCUGCUGAAAUUUGAGACGGUGCACAAGCUGCUGCGCUCCCAGCUGGAGGCGCGGGCAGCGGAUGCCGAGCGGCGGGCUGCUCGCGCGUCUGCUCGCGCCCGCGAGCUGCAGCUGCGCCGCGCCCACGAGAUGGAGGGGUGGGCCAGCGACGUGGGCCAGCUGCGCAAGCGCAUUGCGGCAGUGGAGCGGCGGCUGGCGCAGGCGGCCCUGCUGCAGCGCCUGCCGGACGAUGAGCGGCGGGACGCGGUGCUGGCCAGGCAUGCCAGGCUGCUGCCUGGCGGCUCCCAAGCCUUUGACUAUGAGUGCAGCCUGGACGACCUGGUGGCCGAGCUGCUGUGCGUCAAGGACUCACUGCUGGGGAUGGGCGAGCGGGUGCGGGGCGCUGCGCAGCCUGCGGCGGCGGCGCAGCAGCACGAGGGGGACGAGCCGCUGGGCGAGAGCCAGGACGCGGGCUAG